Molecule: messenger RNA, 703 nt
Organism: Cariama cristata (Red-legged seriema)
Lineage: Eukaryota; Metazoa; Chordata; Aves; Cariamiformes; Cariamidae
Gene: CLDN34
Product: claudin-3
Exons: 1
Biological process (GO): bicellular tight junction assembly; cell adhesion
Cellular component (GO): bicellular tight junction; plasma membrane
Molecular function (GO): structural molecule activity
Source: RefSeq, a predicted model, not a curated record
UGCCUCUCUCUCUUCACAUGGCAACCAUGUCUGCGACAGAGUAGGAGACCUGCAGAGGAUGAGGUCCCUGGUCAGCACCUCACACCUCCAGCUCGCCGCCUUUGCUCUGGGUACGGUAGGCUGGAUCCUGUGCACUGUUUCAAUGGGAAUUGUGGAAUGGAGAGUGUGGCACGUGGACAACACCACCAUCAUCUCCUCUGGCAUUGCCUGGGUGGGGAUUUGGAAAGUCUGCUUCAUCAGUUACCUUCACAUCUCGCCUGGCUAUAAAGAACAGUUCUGCCAUAAAUUCAGUGGCUAUGACUCCUCCAUCCCCCACGAAAUUUAUGCUGCUCAGGGUCUCCUGUUGAUCGCCAUGUUUGUGGGCUUGCUGGGACUGACUGCCACAAUAUUUGGUCUGAGAAAUGUUUAUAUGGGAAUCACUCGCAAAACUCUCAUUACCCGUUUCUUCCUGGUGGGUGGCUUCUUCUACAUAUCCGCUAGUCUGUGCGUCCUGGUUCCCGUGAGCUGGAAUUUCUAUUCUGUAGUGCACAACCAGAGCAUUGCUUUUCCUCCCUCUUACUACAUGCCCUCCAGCCCAGUGGCGCAGGAAGCUGGUGCUGCCAUUCCUAUCGGGAUUGUAGCUGUCAUCCUCCUGCUCCUAAGUGGGAUUUUUUCUCUCUCGUACAGAUUUCCAGUGACCUCAAACACUAUCACAAAAUCCUGA